Procambarus clarkii (red swamp crayfish) is the source of this 5078-nucleotide messenger RNA. The record is from RefSeq and is a predicted model, not a curated record. NCBI's taxonomy places the organism in Eukaryota, Metazoa, Arthropoda, Malacostraca, Decapoda, Cambaridae.
ACCUGAGGUGUACCCGAAGCCGCUCCUCAUGCCCACGAUAGAGCCCGAGCACCAUGUUCCAGUCAAGACCUACGACCAGAUCAACUCCUCCAGCACCCCACACACCUUCGACGCGCCCAAAAUGUACGACAAUAAACUUUACGACACCUCUAAAGCUUACGACAAGCUCUACGUGGCGAAGGAGUACGAUAAGCUGCCGCUAGAUCAGAUGGACACACCCGCCUACGACAGCCAUGAGGUUAAGUCCUACGGCAAAAUGUACGCGUCUAAACCGCACUUGGAGUCGCAUUUAGACGAAGGUUCGUACGAGAAGUGCUACGAGAAAACCUACAAGACCCUGGAGACGUUGGACUCGACGUCGUACGACAGGUCGUACGACUCGAAGGUGAUCGAGCCGGUGGACUCGACCACCUACGAGAAGACGGUUCAGACGCUGGACACCCCGGCCGCCGUCCCGGAAAGGCCAGAGAAAGCCGCCUCACACGGCUCCAGCGGAAGUAAAAAGGACGAGAACACGAAGGACGCCAGCGACACCGAUCCCAACAAGAAACCCCCCUACUCCUACGUCGCCCUCAUAGCUAUGGCCAUCAAGGAGAGCCCUGAGAGAAAGUUGCAGCUGAGUGAAAUCUACCAGUGGAUCGCCACCAAGUUUCCCUUCUACGCCCAGCAGAACGCCAAGGAGAAGCAGGGCUGGAAGAACUCCAUCAGACACAACCUGAGCCUGAACGAGUGCUUCGUCAAGAUCCCCAGAGAGGGAGGCGGAGGCGGUGGCAAAGGAAAUUACUGGACGCUAGACCCGCAGCACGAGGACAUGUUCGAGCACGGGAACUACAAGCGUCGUCGGAGGAUGAAGCGACCUAACAACAUGUACCGCCACGCCUACACCUAUCCUGACUACCUUGGGCUCACCUCCAGGGCUUUCUUCCCGCCCUCUCCGAGCGGGAGCUGGGGCCUGGGCCAGAUGCAGGGCGGCUACACCCAGAACCACCGGGGCCACACCCCGCACUCCUACACCUACCCACAGAUGAACCAGCUCCAAGGUCAGAUGCAGCUGAGCGGUGGGUAUCAGCAGCUAGGCAGCUCCCUAGGCUCGGCUACACUAGGAUCAGCGCAAUUGUCCUCAGGAGCGCUGACAACAGGUCUCCCCAGCCACUUAAGCGGAGGGCUCCUGGGGGGAUCUUCGCCUUCUAUAUCCUCCCCUGGGACCACCCCAGGGUCUCUGGGGUCUGCUCCUCCGUUAUGGACUUCCGGCUCGGGGUCUAGCCUCUCCUCUGGGCUUGGGGCUGGCGGUUUCCUGGGCUCUAGCAGUGGUCUGGGAUCGCCCGCUACAACGCCACUUCAACCCUCAUUUGGUGGAGGCGGCGGCGGCGGGUACGGAGCGGGUCUGAGCGCGUGUCGGCGCCAGGGGGAGACGCCUAACACCACCCAGCUCACCUCUCUCUCCUACUACCCCUACUGGCCGGACUCCAAGCUCUAACAAACAGAUUAUGUGCUUAUGUACACUAUGGUGGAGGCUAAGAUGUACUCUGCAGCGGAGGCUAAGAUGUACACUGCAAUGAAGGCAGUUUACGCUACAGCAAAGGCUAAAAUAUACGCGGCAGUGGCGGCUUUGAUGUACAAGGCUGUUGAGGCUAAACUGUACACUGCGGUGAAAGCUGUAUGCUGCAAUGGAGGCUACGAUGUACACUCCUUCCCCUGGAGGCUAAGAUGUACACUCCUUCCCCUGGAGGCUAAGAUGUACACUCCUUCCCCUGGAGGCUAAGAUGUACACUCCUUCCCCUGGAGGCUAAGAUGUACACUCCUUCCCCUGGAGGCUAAGAUGUACAAUCUAAGAUGUACAAUCUGAAGGGCAAGAGAGGAACACCGAGGGAUGCCUGUCAAUAACAAAUGUUGGCCAUAGUAGACGUUUCGAAGUGUAAUCGAGAUGGCGAGCGGGUCUGACAGCUGGUUGGGUGCACCAUCUGAUCAGAUGGUGAUGGUAGAUACAACUGCUGAUCAGGUGAAGCUGGUGACGAGUGAAAAUGACAGCUGUUCAAGUGAAGGUAGUGAUGAGUGAACAUGACAGCUGAUUAGGUGCAGGUGGUAAUGAGUGAACAUGUCAGCUGAUCAGGUGCAGGUGGUAAUGAGUGAACAUGACAGCUGAUCAGGUGCAGGUGGUGAUGAGUGACCAUGACAGCUGGUUAGGUAGAGCUGGCACCUCCACAUCCUCACAUAUUACCCAUAAAAGUACUGUACUGGUAAUGUGAUAUUUUGAUCCACUUGGUCGCUUGCACAGACUUGGCGACCGGCCCAAAGACAAAAAAAUCCUAAAUUAUUUAUUAAUCACAAUUAAAACUAAUUUAACAGCCAAUUGUAAUCCAGUGCAGUGAUUACCUUUUUCUUCAGUAUGAAUUAUCCGUGAAAGUAAUGAUAUGCACGUAGAGUUUAUGGCCUUGUGAAAUACAUCCAAUUUGUUUUUCCAGUGCAGUAACCUGCAACACAAAAUUUGAACCGUGAACAAUGUUAAUGUCAUAGACGAAAGAAAGGGCGAUGGCAAAUUACGAAAAGCCUUUUGCAGUAUUCCUAAAUAUGCCCGAAAAUAACCUCAUGUCCAAGACCUGUCCAAAUGUAGAAAUAAUUGAGAAAGGUGCUGUGUUUGAGCUGAACCCUCAGCUACACGCUCUCUAGUUCAAGACUUGAUAAAUAUUCUGUCAAACACACUGAAUAGAAAAGUUAGCUAUACUGAAUUUAUAUAUAUACAGUAUAUGUGUGUGCCUUAGGUACAGUGCCUUGAUCUAUGACAGAAUGAGCCACUUAUAUUCACCCUUAUGGGCAGUACUGUGAAAACAUUGUAACUGUUGUUCAUUACUGUUAGCGAAGAGCAGUGACCUGACAUGUUCUUCAUCACUGUUAGGGAAGAGCAGUGACCUGACAUGUUCUUCAUCACUGUUAGUGAAGAGCAGUGACCUGACAUGUUCUUCAUCACUGUUAGUGAGGAACAAUGAUCUCUGACCUGUUAGUCUGUACUCGGUUCAUUAGCUGCCUUAUUAGUCAAAUUUGCCAUUCAAAUUAUGUAGCCUCCUGUGGUGGUAUUAUGUAGCCUCCUGUGGUGGCACUAUGUGGUCUCCUGUGGUGGUACUAUGUGGUCUCCUGUGGUGGCACUAUGUGGUCUCCUGUGGUGGUACUAUGUGGUCUCCUGUGGUGGCACUAUGUGGUCUCCUGUGGUGGUACUAUGUGGUCUCCUGUGGUGGCACUAUGUGGUCUCCUGUGGUGGCACUAUGUGGUCUCCUGUGGUGGUAUUAUGUAGCCUCCUGUGGUGGCACUAUGUGGUCUCCUGUGGUGGCACUAUGUGGUCUCCUGUGGUGGCACUAUGUGGUCUCCUGUGGUGGUACUAUGUGGUCUCCUGUGGUGGCACUAUGUGGUCUCCUGUGGUGGUAUUAUGUAGCCUCCUGUGGUGGCACUAUGUGGUCUCCUGUGGUGGUACUAUGUGGUCUCCUGUGGUGGCACUAUGUGGUCUCCUGUGGUGGUACUAUGUGGUCUCCUGUGGUGGCACUAUGUGGUCUCCUGUGGUGGUACUAUGUGGUCUCCUGUGGUGGCACUAUGUGGUCUCCUGUGGUGGUAUUAUGUAGCCUCCUGUGGUGGCACUAUGUAGUCUCCUGUGGUGGCACUAUGUGGUCUCCUGUGGUGGUACUAUGUGGUCUCCUGUGGCGGUACUAUGUGGUCUCCUGUGGCGAUACUAUGUGGUCUCCUGUGGUGGCACUAUGUGGUCUCCUGUGGUGGUACUAUGUGGUCUCCUGUGGUGGCACUAUGUGGUUUCCUGUGGUGGUAUUAUGUAGCCUCCUGUGGUGGCACUAUGUGGUCUCCUGUGGUGGCACUAUGUGGUCUCAUGUGGUGGCACUAUGUGGUCUCCUGUGGUGGUACUAUGUGGUCUCCUGUGGUGGUACUAUGUGGUCUCCUGUGGCGGUACUAUGUGGUCUCCUGUGGUGGUACUAUGUGGUCUCCUAUGAAAGUACUGUUUGAUCUAUGUGGUCUCAUGUUAUGGUACUGUGUUGUCUCAUGUGGUGGUACUAUGUGGUCUCACAUGACAGUACUGUGUAGCCCAAUUUGACGGUACUACAUAGUCCAUGUGGUGAUACUUGUAGUAUCAUGUGUUGCUGCUAUGUGGUCUCACGUGUUGGUACUAUUUGGUCUCAUGUGGUGGUACUGUGUGGUCUCAUGUGGUCGUAUUGUGUCCUCUCAUGAGGUGGUAAUGUGCAAACCCAUGUGGAGGGACUGUGUAGUCCCAUGUGGUAAUGUGCAAACCCAUGUGGAGGGACUGUGUAGUCCCAUGUGGUGACACUAUGUUGUGGUACCGUAUGGUCUCAUGAUGUGGUUCAAGGUACGGUAGUUCCAUGUGAUGGUACUAUGUAGGUUCUAUAUAGUGGAGUCAUCAUCCCUACUGAUGCCACUGAUGUGUAUUGUAUAAAUGCAUUUAACUUUAUAAUUCACUAACAUUUUAUUCCCCCAAGAGACAGCUAAUUAGCUUACAGUCCUCAAUUGCACUAAAUUUGUUGAGCUGAAUAUUCUGUAAGUGGUUGUUUUAGUACGAGCCUCUAUCACGCUACUGAGGACAACAUCUACGAACUAGCUAUAGGGCUAGUUAACAGGGUCUUGUGUUUAACAUCAGCAGCUGUUGUGUUUCGAUUCUCAAGAAUAGACCUCAAGGCCACUUAAGAACUAAUGGGGAUGUAUGUUUCCAAACUCGUAUUUCGCCAAAUUAAAGAGUGUUACCGUCCCCAAAAGUGCCACUAUCUCAAAAAGUGUCACCGUCCCAAAAAGUGCCACCGUCGCAAAAAGUGCCACCGUCCGGAAAAGUGCCACUAUCCGGAAAAGUGCCACCGUCCCAAAAAGUGCCACCGUCCCAAAAAGUGCCACCGUCCCAAAAAGUGCCACCGUCCCAAAAAGUGCCACCGUCCCAAAAAGUGCCACCGUCCCAAAAAGUGCCACCGUCCCAAAAAGUGCCACCGUCCCAAAAAGUGCCACCGUCCCAAAAAAUGCCACCGUCCCAAAAAGUGUCACCGUCCCAAAAAGUGCCACCGUCCCAAAAAGUGCCACCGUCC